AUGGAAACCUCUACCAAGGACAGUUCCAAAACCCUCUUCCGGCCUUGGGACGGCUCCGAUCUCGUGCGUCCGAAACCCGUCGUGUCCACAGGAAUCGUCCCACCCAUCUUGCCGGCAAUGACAGGAUAUCAGUCGGAGCUGCUACUGUCGGAGCUCUGGCUCGCCGAACUCGAUCGCUCUGUGAUGCUAGCCGCCGGAGUCGAGGCCGCGUCAAAAUUGAAGAAACCCGCGGUGCAAAGACCGAAGAAAUUCCAGUGCCCACAUUGCGAUGUUUGUUUCUCGAACAACGGUCAGCUCAAAAGCCACAUCCGUAUCCACACCGGAGAACGACCCUUCGCUUGCGAACACGACGGAUGUGGGAAAACUUUCACAAGGAAUGAAGAACUCACCCGACAUCGUCGCAUCCACACCGGACUUCGUCCUUUCCCCUGUCCAGUUUGCCAGAAACCCUUCGGACGCAAGGACCACCUCAAGAAACACGUCAAAACCCACCAGAGGAUGGUACCGCCAGGUCUGCCCUUCUACUCAAAUCCAUUCUGGUAG
Molecule: messenger RNA, 543 nt
Organism: Galendromus occidentalis (western predatory mite)
Lineage: Eukaryota; Metazoa; Arthropoda; Arachnida; Mesostigmata; Phytoseiidae
Product: gastrula zinc finger protein XlCGF9.1-like
Exons: 1
Coding region: 1-543 (180 amino acids)
Biological process (GO): regulation of transcription by RNA polymerase II
Molecular function (GO): DNA-binding transcription factor activity, RNA polymerase II-specific; RNA polymerase II cis-regulatory region sequence-specific DNA binding
Source: RefSeq, a predicted model, not a curated record